AUGACCAGUGGAUUGCGGAUUCUCGUUCCUAUCAAGAGGGUUAUCGACUAUGCGAUCAAACCCCGCAUCAACAAGACCCAAACAGGCGUCGAAACCGCCAACGUCAAGCACUCCCUAAACCCCUUCGACGAACUCUCCGUCGAAGAAGCUGUCCGCCUCCGCGAACGCAAGGGCCCGCUAAAGGUCGACAACAUCCUUGCCCUCUCUGCCGGCGGUCCCAAAUGCGCCGACACCCUGCGCACAGCAAUGGCCAUGGGCGCCGACCGGGCUUUCCACAUUGACGUCCCCGACAGCAACGACGGCGGCCUGGAGCCGCUGACUGUCGCAAAGAUGCUCCGCGGCGUCGUUGAAAAGGAGAACAUCAACCUGGUGCUUCUGGGGAAGCAGGCGAUUGACGGGGACCAGGGGCAGACGGGGCAGAUGCUUGCGGGUCUUCUGGGGUGGCCGCAGGCGACACAGGCGAGCAAGGUGGAGAUCAAGGAUGAGGCGGGGACAGUCGAGGUUACGCAUGAGGUUGAUGGGGGUGUUGAGACGCUGAGGGCGAAGUUGCCUAUGGUUAUCACGACCGAUUUGCGGUUGAAUGAGCCGAGGUACGCAAGCUUGCCGAAUAUCAUGAAGGCGAAGAAGAAGCCCUUGGAGAAAAAGACGCUUGCGGACUUUGGGGUUGAGGACAAGAAGCGGUUGAAGACGCUGAAGGUUACAGAACCCCCGGCUCGGCAGGGUGGCGGCAAGGUCGAGGAUGUCGACGGCUUGAUCUCGAAGCUCAAGGAGCUUGGCGCUCUGUGA
Molecule: messenger RNA, 786 nt
Organism: Aspergillus calidoustus
Lineage: Eukaryota; Fungi; Ascomycota; Eurotiomycetes; Eurotiales; Aspergillaceae
Source: the annotation of a GenBank genome assembly